Messenger RNA from Pseudomyrmex gracilis, 706 nucleotides. Its product is annotated as mitochondrial import inner membrane translocase subunit TIM14. Gene Ontology annotation, biological process: protein import into mitochondrial matrix. The transcript is spliced from 3 exons. Gene Ontology annotation, cellular component: PAM complex, Tim23 associated import motor. Lineage: Eukaryota; Metazoa; Arthropoda; Insecta; Hymenoptera; Formicidae. The coding region runs from base 270 to 611 and encodes 113 amino acids. The record is from RefSeq and is a predicted model, not a curated record. Gene Ontology annotation, molecular function: ATPase activator activity.
UAUCUUUUUCUAGUAUUUUCUUUUGACAAGACAAACAACCAAAGUUUAAGUCGUAAAUCUCAUGCGGGGUGUCACGUAUUUAUAAUUAUUUAUAUUUGAUAUAUCACAAUAUGCGCGUAUUUGCAAUAAUUACUUCGGUGUUGCUCAGAUGGAGCGACCAUAGCUUAUUGUGAAGACGCGCUAAAAUUAUUUAGGACUCCGGUAUACACAAGCACGUGUUGCACAUAAUUGCGUCUGUCGUUUUGUGACACUUGGAGUAAAAAAAAAAAAUGGCAAGUACACUUGUGGCAGCAGGUAUUGGUCUCGCCGCUGUGGGUUUUGCCGGUCGUUAUUUGGCCAGGAGGAUGCCAAACCUGUCGCAGAGAAUGGCAGAGACAGUAAAAAAGCUAGAUUCUCAGACGCUAGCAAACAAUAAAUACUACAAGGGUGGGUUUGAGCCAAAAAUGACCAGGCGCGAAGCUAGUUUAAUCCUGGGAGUAUCUCCUACUGCCAGUAAAGCUAAAGUGAAGGAACAGUUUAAGAAGGUGAUGUCCGUGAAUCAUCCGGAUCGCGGCGGUUCUCCGUACAUUGCUGCAAAAAUUAAUGAGGCAAAAGACCUGCUCGAGAAAUAAUACAUAAUAAAAUUAGACAGUUAUAUGUAUAUUUAAUUCGUAUAUAUAUAUUUUUUAGGAACCAAAUUUCAAUGUACAUAGUCAUGUAACUUAUA